CUCCCCGAACGGAGGAGCCCCGGACCGCCUCGCCCCGGCUUGGCUCGGCCCGGCAGCUCGACUGCCCGCCCACCCGCCCGCGCGCGGGGGCGUGUCAGGUGGCGGCGGCGGCCCCGGGCUGCGGUAACGCCUGUGCCGGCAGCGCGGCCCCCGGCGGGCGCGGGGGGCCCGGCAGGCGCGGCGUGGGGGGGCGGUGCCGCGGCGGGCGCGGGGCGCUUCGGGCGCGGGCAGGCGCAGGUGAGGCCGGGCCGCUGCGGGCUGCCGCGGCGACGAGAGUUUCGUGGGGUCAGGGCGGGCUGUAAGUUGACAGCGCCUGUGGAGCAGCCAUUGUCUGCCCUGCCCCGUGUCGGAUUGCGCCGGGCAUCGGGAACAGCAGACGGAACAACUUCGCCUUUCAGCCCCGCUGCCGCCGUCCAAGUAACUCCGGAGUCUCUCGUUCCUUCGCGCUGUUGACUUUGCUUUAAAAAUUUGUGUUUAUUUCAUUCCCUGCCCUCCGUCAUCGCUAGCAUCCUGCGGCGGUUUCCCCACCUCCCUCUGCAGUGGGGCCGUGUUGCAUUGUAUAUACGUGUUGCAAUGAAGUGUCUGCGCACAGAGCGCACACGGACGCGUGCACACCCUCUGUUGGAUGGAGCCAGCACUCGCUGAAGUUUGGUCUUGGAGUUGUGAGCAACGUGGGAGCUGGGGUUGUGCUGUACACUUCUAGAGAACUCGUGCCCCACUUCAUGAGGCGUCUGGUGGACACUCGUGUUAGAAACACAGAUGCGCAGAGCAGACAUAAGUGUGGAAUAGGUGGUAGUGUUCCCAUGCACAGCUUGUGCAGUGCUACAGGAUCUCGCUGCUUCCAAAGCAUGGGAAGGCAAAUUUAUCUGUCCCUGUAGUUUCAAUUCUCUGCUUGUGAAGUUUGGAGAGUAUGCCGUAGGAAACUAUGGUAACAGAGCAAGGAGAGAUGGGUGUGCUAUACUCUUGGUAGCUAAUUUUUCCCUCUAAAUUUUGUGGGCCAUCCUUUGCAUAUCUUACUUGUUCACUGACUUGGUUUCCCAAGGAUGAAGCUGCAAAACCAGUUGUAAGGUUAGAAAGUAUUCUGCAGGCAGCAAUCCUGUGCAAGGAGGAAUUGAUGGGGUGAGCAAAUAAGACUUUACCUCCUACCUAGCAUUCUAGUGUAGAUGUCUGGCCUGAAUUUUCUGCUGUUGCACUUGAGAAAGGUCAAGAAGUUGUAGACAGGCUACCUGUAUUCUUUUUGUUAAAUGUUGAAAUCAGCAGUGCAGGUUAGGCUGUAGGCUGAGCCCAUGUCCUUAUGCUCAUACUGCUCCAUGAGCUAGCUUUCACCUGUUUGCUUCAUUUCUGCGGUGCUGUGAUCCCUGUCAUGCUAUUAAUAGGCCUUUGUAUUCUUACAUGUCUGUCUUUUAGGGUGCAGUUCUGCAUUAGGCUUAAUCCAAUUUAGCUCUUCAAAGGUUAAUUCCCUAUAAUGGCCACAUAUUUUACCUCAUUUUUUUUGCUUGGGAUCUACUGAUUAUGUUUGCAAGGCUUUAUUUACUUGUGGUGCUGCCUCCUGGGGAAAAUCUUUAAGGCAAUUGUCUUCUCCAGAGCCUUUAUGUUCUAGGUCUGGAUUCAAUCUCAAUUUGAGCUCCCAGGAUCCUGUCACUAUGGAGACUGAAAGUGAGCAGAACUCCAGUUCCACCGGUGGGAGCUCCAGUUCCGGAGGAAGCACCCGUCCUCAGAUAUCACAAAUGUCUCUGUAUGAGCGACAGGCGGUACAGGCCCUUCAGGCACUCCAGAGACAGCCUAAUGCUGCGCAAUACUUCCAUCAGUUUAUGCUCCAGCAGCAGCUUAACAGUGCCCAGCUUCACAGCUUGGCUGCUGUCCAGCAGGCUACAAUUGCAGCCAGUAGACAGGCCAGCUCCCCCAACACCAGCACCACACAGCAGACCACCACUACCCAGGCCUCUAUCAACCUAGCCACCACAUCAGCUGCGCAGCUGAUCAGUCGCUCACAGAGUGUGAGUUCCCCCAGUGCCACAACCCUGACACAGUCUGUGCUCCUUGGGAAUACCACCUCACCGCCUCUCAACCAGUCACAGGCCCAGAUGUAUCUCCGGCCGCAGCUGGGGAACCUGUUGCAGGUAAACCGGACCUUGGGCCGCAAUGUGCCUCUUGCCUCCCAACUCAUCCUGAUGCCUAAUGGGGCCGUGGCUGCUGUCCAGCAGGAGGUACCACCCACUCAGUCUCCUGGGGUCCAUGCAGACACAGACCAGGUGCAGAACUUGGCUGUGAGGAGCCAGCAGACCUCAGCCACUAAUGCCCAGCUCCAAGGCUCUGCUCAGAAGACAGCUCUGCCAGGAAACUCCCAGCCUUCAGGCCUACCACAGGCCACAAAUACAGGCCAGACGUUGGCAGUGGCUCAGGCUUCUUCUGGCAGCACAGGCCAGUCCCUUAAUUUGAGCCAGGGGGCCACAGGCAGCAAUGGUGUCUCUGGGGGUGUGGUGGCAAGCAGUGGGAGCCAGACCUCAACAGGACUGAGCCAGGCAUCCUCAGCAGGCCCUGCUGGCAGUUGCCAAAGGAAAGGCACAGGGGUGGUUCAGCCAUUACCAGUAGCAGCUGCCCAGGCAAUGACUGUCAGCCAGGGAAGCCAAACAGAAACAGAGAAUGCAGCCACAAAGAAGGGUGAAGCAGACAGUGGUGGACAGCAAACAGUGGGCAUGAACCUGACCAGGACAGCUACACCAGCACCUAGCCAGACAUUGAUCAGCUCAGCCACAUAUACACAGAUCCAGCCCCACUCGCUGAUACAGCAGCAGCAGCAGAUCCACCUGCAGAAGCAAGUAGUGAUCCAGCAGCAGAUUGCCAUUCACCACCAGCAGCAGUUUCAACACCGCCAGUCCCAGCUCCUCCAUACAGCUACCCAUCUCCAGCUGGCUCAGCAGCAGCAGCAACAGCAGCAAGCGCCAUCUCUGACUCAGCAGCAGCAGCAAGCUCAAAGCCCACAGCAGCAAGUUUCAUCUCAAAACCAACAGCAAGCCCAGACCCUUGUGGUGCAACCUAUGUUGCAGUCCCAGUCACAGCCUGUUCAGCUCCAGCAGGACAGCCCUUGCCAGCCAGCCACCAAAUCACCUGCUACAAUUCAGUCAAAAUCUCUGGUCACCCCCAUCAAACCACCUCAGCUUGGGCCUGCCAAAAUGUCAGCAACACAGCAGCCUCCACCACACAUCCCAGUGCAGGUGGUGGGUACACGGCAGCAGGGCUCAGGUCAAGCUCAGGCACUGGGUUUGGCUCAGAUUGCUGCAGCCGUGCCCUCCUCCCGGGGAAUGCCAGCUGUGGUCCAGCCUGUUUCCCAAGCCCAUGUUGCUUCCCCAUCUUCUGCUCCAGCAUCCUCGCAGGAAGCUCCUCCCCUCACCACAGGGGUAAAUUUGGCACAAGUUCAAGGCACAGCCCACAUGGUGAAGAGCACAGCCUCCUCUCCAGUUGUGGCUCAGAUGCCAGCAGCAUUCUACAUGCAGUCUGUCCAGUUACCGGGCAAGUCUCAGACCUUAGCAGUGAAGCGCAAGGCAGAGUCAGAGGAGGAGAAGGAGGAAUCACCCAGUGUCAAUGCAGUCCUGCCUGCUAGAUCCUCUCCUGUGACAGACAGCCCCAAAAACAUGGAGGAGAAGAGUGGCCUUGGAGAUAAAUCUGAUCCUGCUGCCAGUGCAACCCCAAAUACCACCUCAAGUGAAACAACAUCAGUCACACCCACCUCAGCUCCCACCCCAAACCUGGCAAUGGUGUCACGUCAGAUGGGAGACUCCAAACCCCCACAAGCCAUCGUGAAGCCCCAGAUCCUCACACACAUUAUAGAGGGCUUUGUCAUCCAGGAAGGAGCAGAGCCAUUUCCGGUUGGUUGUUCUCAGCUAUUGAAAGAAUCUGAGAAACCACUGCAGGGAGGGGCUCCCUCUGGACAGAGUGAAAACCUGUCCAGCAAUUCCCCAGGAGGGGACAGUGCUUCUAUGGAGCUUGAUAAGAAGGCAAACUUGCUGAAGUGUGAAUACUGUGGAAAGUAUGCCCCAGCCACCCAGUUCCGUGGCUCCAAAAGAUUUUGUUCCAUGACCUGUGCUAAAAGGUACAAUGUCAGCUGCAGCCAUCAGUUUCGGCUGCAGAGAAAGAAGAUGAAGGAGUUCCAGGAGGUUAACUAUGCUCGCGUGCGCCGACGGGGACCACGGCGCAGCAGCUCUGAAAUUGCUCGAGCAAAGAUCCAGGGCAAGCAUCACAGGGGCCAAGAAGAUUCCAGUCGAGGCUCUGAUAACUCCAGCUAUGAUGAGGCUUUGUCCCCUACAUCUCCAGGGCCCCUAUCAGUGAGGGCCAGUCAUGGAGAGAGGGACCUGUCAAACUCCAGUAUGGCCCCACCCACCCCAGAUCUACAUGGCAUCAACCCAGUCUUCCUAUCCAGCAAUCCUAGUCGUUGGAGCGUAGAGGAAGUGUCUGAGUUCAUUGCAUCCCUGCAAGGCUGCCAGGAGAUUGCUGAGGAGUUUCGGUCACAGGAAAUUGAUGGCCAGGCUCUGUUGCUCCUCAAGGAGGAGCACCUCAUGAGUGCCAUGAACAUCAAGCUGGGACCAGCUCUCAAGAUUUGUGCCAAGAUCAAUGUCCUCAAGGAGACUUAACAGCCCUGAAGCUAGAGGUCUCACUUUUGCUCUGACCCCAGUGCAGCUGCCAGCUUUGGAGUGUCCUGCUCAGGUGGCGAAAGAGAGGACCAUCCCACAUGAUCUUGCAUACAAAAAAGAAUGAGAAGGAAAUGAACUGAGUUGAACUGCCAUGCACGAGCCUGUGUCUUGGUCUCUUUAUGGUGCUACAAGGGGGAGGAAAGCUCCCACCUGGGCCUUGAAACUUCUUUCCUUCUUUGUGGUUUUGAAUAUGCUUCUCCAUAUACCAUGUAAAGAAGGGGAAAGGACUUCUUUCUACUAGACUUCUAACAGGGAACUGCCCUGACCCUUUUGCCACAGCAGGUCUGUUAGAUCCUAUGUAGUUAUUUUUGAAUCUUGCUGUGCCAGAACUUGAGGCAUGGGAGAAGCCUGCCCAGCACUAAUAUUGUGAGCAGCUGUUCUUCAGACACUUAGGAAAGGGAACAAGUAGGAAAAUGAGAGUUAGAGCUGAAGGGGCUGCCUCUGUUCCAUUGUUCUAAAAAUACCUAGGCUGUUCAUGAACUGGGUUUAAUAGCCAUUCCUGCAGGCAUACCAAACCUGAAGACCAAGGGCAAUAGGAGCUGCCUUUAUUGUCUCCUGUAGAGAUGCAGACUGAAGGCUAAGCGUUGUGGCAGCUGCUCAUUCGAGCUGCUCCCCUUUAAGCCAGUAGUCAGUGGAGGAUUCAUACCAAGUUCAACGUGAUGAGAAAAAGAAAGGGGGAGGGUGCUUUACCUUAGGGAACCCUGCAGCACUGGGUUUGUUUUGCUAUUGUGCUAGGGCAUAAUUUACAGAUCCAAAGCAGUCUUCUGAAGUGCUAAGGCUCUUCAUAAAAUGGGCUGGAGUUCAGGGGGUGGGAAGGGGGUGCGUGUGUUCUCUUAUCAGUUCAUGGGGGUUUUUUUGUGUCUGUCUUCAUUAUCCUCAAGAGAGCUUAUGGGACAAAGUUUAAGCUGGCAGGAUUGUAUCUCCUGCCUCAGGCUCUUUUUUGGUUGUCAUUGUUGUAAAACAAGUAUUUCUCUUCCACAGUUUAAAAACAAACAAACAGCCUCCCACCAACUGAAUUCUGAUCCUUUAAUGCUACUUCUCCUUUCUAAGUGGUAGUGUUAGAUGAACCCUCCCUUCCAGCCCACACACCAUUUCUUUUUUUAAGGACCAAAUAUGGUAUUCUAAAGUUUUCUAGCCAGUUUGCCAGAGGAGAUGAGCCUGAGCAGAAUUCUCUUCUCUUCUUCCAGAAGCAACUCUGCUUUAAAAAAAAAAAAAAAAAACCCACAAACCAACACACACACACACUGAGGAAAUUACACAAAGCACUAAGAGGUAAGUGCCCUGAAAGCAAGACAUCUUCUAAACCAUCUCAGUUCUUCUGUUUUUGUAAGUUUCAGAUGAAUCUUCCAGAGAACCGUAAGUCUCUUCUGUAUGGGAAGUGCCUGCAGUUGGAGGAGAGCUUUAGGUUCUUAUGAGGAGGCCUAAUAGCAUGGGUAGGAAAACAUUACAGGUCUUUGGAAGGGGCUAUGUAUUGACCCCGCAUUAGACAAAAGUACUAUUGAGAGGAAGCACACAGUGCUUAGCAAAUAGCUAUAGAGCAUGAAAGCAACUUCCUAGUCUUAGUUCAAAUGCUAAGUGUGACAUUGGUAAUGACAUCCUCACGCCUAAGAAAGAUUCUGCAGUCUAUUAAAAGUAGGCCCAAGGGAUGCUGCCCAUUCUUGUACCCUGAUAGUAAUACUAGAUCCAAUAUAAGUUGGGGAGGGAAAUUAGUAUCUGUAACAGCAAUCAGCAGAGGAAGGCCACCCUUAGACCAUUUUAGCCUUAGCAAGUUGCUUGUGUAACAAAACUCAAUUUAACCCAGGGCAGGGGAGAAAGACAGCAUCUUAAUUACUAGCACCUUCCAAAGACAGGGUUUAUUUUACCCAAAGGGAAAGGUAUUACCUCUUACCUAAAGUUGAUUGUAUAUGUUCAAGGUUCUUAAUAAAAAAAAAAUAAAAAGGAAAACACUCAA
Molecule: messenger RNA, 6639 nt
Organism: Dromaius novaehollandiae (emu)
Lineage: Eukaryota; Metazoa; Chordata; Aves; Casuariiformes; Dromaiidae
Gene: PHC1
Product: polyhomeotic homolog 1
Exons: 16
Coding region: 1644-4628 (994 amino acids)
Biological process (GO): negative regulation of DNA-templated transcription
Cellular component (GO): PRC1 complex; nucleus
Molecular function (GO): zinc ion binding; chromatin binding; histone binding
Source: RefSeq, a predicted model, not a curated record